Macaca mulatta (Rhesus monkey) is the source of this 10978-nucleotide messenger RNA. RefSeq names its product Rho guanine nucleotide exchange factor 7 (gene ARHGEF7). Gene Ontology annotation, biological process: intracellular signal transduction; lamellipodium assembly. Gene Ontology annotation, cellular component: cytoplasm; lamellipodium. The record is from RefSeq and is a predicted model, not a curated record. NCBI's taxonomy places the organism in Eukaryota, Metazoa, Chordata, Mammalia, Primates, Cercopithecidae. Gene Ontology annotation, molecular function: guanyl-nucleotide exchange factor activity; protein binding.
UAAUGUAUGUGCCUGGCACAGAGUAAGCGCUUUGCUUGUUAAACUGCCCGCGGGUCACAGCGAGCAAACUGGGGGAGCGCCCAGGGACAGUAGAUGGAGUGAGUGCAGGCCCGCGUCCUUUUAAGAAGCGGCUCCAUUUCUUCCUCGCAUGUCAAUGUGUGCGUGUCAUCAGUUGUUCGAGGAAGCUCGCGCAUGACGCGACACUUGCCGUCUGGGCUCUCCAGGUUCGGCGUGGCCCGUUCACAGCCCAGAUCUUCGGCAUCCCAGAGACGCAGCCCGGCGCCCGGCCCGGCCCUCCGCAGAGCCCCACUUCAGGCCGCGCCGUUUCCUUGACCUUCCCCCGGUGGGGUCUGAAGCGUCACGGCCCGUCUAGAGCGGAGUCACGCAGGCCCCUGCCCGGCCCGGUGAGGUCGGCGCCGCGCUCGGGAGAGUCGGUUCCUUCCGAUUCAGACCCAUCUGGCUGCAGAUGGAACCAUCAUUUGUGUUCCGUAAUGACCGGCUUGCAAGGUAGCAAAGGGAAACAAAUGUCUGGUUUUCAGCCUCUCCCCGCCACCUUGAAAUAAAACCGGCAAAAAUAAAAAGAGCAUUCUGGGAAGUACUUCAUCAUUUCAACGCUCACGAAUUCAAAACAUAAACAAAGGGUUCCCGGGGUCCGGGCCAGGGGCGCGGGGCGCGCGGCGGGCCCGGGGCAGGUGAGCGCAGGUGCGCGCCCGCCCCCCACCCCGGGUACCCCCGGCUCCCUCCCCACCCGCUCCCCGCUCCCCGCUCCCCUUUCCCUUCCCCGCCCGCUCCCCGCCGCCGCCGCCGCCCCGCGCACGGCCUGGAGCGGAGGCUGCGCAGGGCGCGGGGCGGCGCGGGCCGGGCGCGGGCCGGGCGGACGACCGCGUCUUUCUUCUCCUGGCGGUGAUGUCAUUGGGCGACGGCGGCCGAGGCCGGGGGGCGGCGGCGGGGGCGGCGGCGGGGGCGGCGGCGGGCGCCCGCAGGUUCCCGAGCCGCUCCUGAGAAAGCGCCUGACAGCGGGCCGGGGCGCACGGAGGAGCGGGCCGGGCCGGACCUGCUGGGCCGCGCCGAGCCAAUCGCCGGCGCCGGCCGCUCCAUGGGCGAGGAGGCGGCGGCGGCGGGGGCGGUGGGGGCCGCGGGCCGGGCCGCCGCUCCGAGGUGAAAGCGCGCGCCCCUCCCCGCCUGCCUCCCGGGCCGCAGCGAUGAAUUCCGCGGAGCAGACCGUUACGUGGCUCAUCACCCUGGGGGUGCUGGAGUCGCCCAAAAAAACCAUCUCGGACCCGGAGGGCUUUCUGCAGGCGUCGCUGAAGGAUGGGGUGGUUCUCUGCAGGCUGCUGGAGCGCCUGCUCCCCGGGACCAUCGAGAAAGUCUACCCGGAGCCGCGGAGCGAGAGCGAGUGCCUGAGCAACAUCCGCGAGUUCCUGCGUGGCUGCGGGGCUUCCCUGCGCCUGGAGGACAUGACCGAUAAUAGCAACAAUCAACUGGUAGUAAGAGCAAAGUUUAACUUCCAGCAGACCAAUGAGGACGAGCUUUCCUUCUCAAAAGGAGACGUCAUCCAUGUCACCCGUGUGGAAGAGGGAGGCUGGUGGGAGGGCACACUCAACGGCCGGACCGGCUGGUUCCCCAGCAACUACGUGCGCGAGGUCAAGGCCAGCGAGAAGCCUCUGUCUCCCAAAUCAGGAACGCUGAAGAGCCCUCCCAAAGGAUUUGAUACGACCGCCAUAAACAAAAGCUAUUACAAUGUGGUGCUACAGAAUAUUUUAGAAACAGAAAAUGAAUAUUCUAAAGAACUUCAGACUGUGCUUUCAACCUACCUACGGCCAUUGCAGACCAGUGAGAAGUUAAGUUCAGCAAACAUUUCAUAUUUAAUGGGAAAUCUAGAAGAAAUAUGUUCUUUCCAGCAAAUGCUCGUACAGUCUUUAGAAGAAUGCACCAAGUUGCCCGAAGCUCAGCAGAGAGUCGGAGGCUGCUUUUUAAACCUGAUGCCACAGAUGAAAACCCUGUACCUCACGUAUUGUGCCAAUCACCCUUCUGCAGUGAACGUCCUCACGGAACACAGUGAGGAGUUGGGGGAGUUCAUGGAGACCAAAGGUGCCAGCAGCCCUGGAAUUCUCGUGCUGACCACGGGCCUGAGCAAACCCUUCAUGCGCCUGGAUAAAUACCCUACGCUGCUCAAAGAGCUCGAGAGACACAUGGAGGAUUAUCAUACAGAUAGACAAGAUAUUCAAAAAUCUAUGGCUGCCUUCAAAAACCUUUCAGCCCAAUGUCAGGAAGUCCGGAAAAGAAAAGAACUUGAGCUGCAGAUCCUGACGGAAUCCAUCCGGAACUGGGAGGGCGAUGACAUUAAAACUCUGGGCAACGUCACUUACAUGUCCCAGGUCCUGAUCCAGUGUGCUGGAAGCGAGGAAAAGAAUGAAAGAUAUCUUCUACUCUUCCCAAAUGUUUUGCUGAUGUUGUCUGCCAGUCCUAGGAUGAGUGGCUUUAUCUAUCAGGGAAAGCUUCCAACGACAGGAAUGACAAUCACAAAGCUUGAGGACAGUGAAAACCAUAGAAAUGCAUUUGAAAUAUCAGGGAGCAUGAUCGAGCGGAUAUUAGUGUCAUGCAACAACCAGCAGGAUCUGCAGGAAUGGGUGGACCACCUACAGAAGCAAACGAAGGUCACAUCUGUGGGAAACCCCACCAUAAAGCCUCAUUCGGUGCCGUCUCAUACCCUGCCCUCCCACCCGGUCACUCCGUCCAGCAAGCACGCAGACAGCAAGCCCGCGCCGCUGACGCCCGCCUACCACACGCUCCCCCACCCCUCCCACCACGGCACCCCGCACACCACCAUCAACUGGGGACCCCUGGAGCCUCCGAAAACACCCAAGCCCUGGAGCCUGAGCUGCCUGCGGCCCGCGCCUCCCCUCCGGCCCUCCGCUGCCCUCUGCUACAAGGAGGAUCUUAGUAAGAGUCCCAAGACCAUGAAAAAGCUGCUGCCCAAGCGCAAACCUGAACGGAAGCCUUCCGAUGAGGAGUUCGCGUCCCGGAAAAGCACAGCUGCUUUGGAAGAAGAUGCUCAGAUUCUGAAAGUCAUCGAAGCUUACUGCACCAGCGCCAAAACAAGGCAAACACUCAAUUCAACAUGGCAAGGCACUGACCUGAUGCAUAAUCACGUCUUGGCUGAUGAUGACCAACCAAGCCUAGACUCCUUGGGUCGUCGCAGUAGCCUUUCUCGUUUGGAGCCUUCAGACCUCUCGGAAGACUCUGACUAUGACAGUAUAUGGACAGCCCAUAGUUACAGAAUGGGUUCUACAUCUCGUAAGAGCUGUUGCUCAUAUAUCUCUCACCAGAACUAAUGCACUUCUGAGCUUUUCUUAACAAAUGCUUGUUGUAUCGCAGCCUGCUUUUCUUAGAUGUUUUCUUGCUGUUCCUUGUCUCUUUUAUGUGAUAUUUUAACAACUUUUGAGAGUGUUCCUGAUAUUUCCCAUUGUACUUUGUGGAGGCUUAACUGCCGAUGCGAGUAUACAUUCGAAUGACUAUUGGAGGGAGGUGGUGUGUUCCCGUGAGCCUACACCCGAGGGUGCUCUUCGUAAGGGGUAGUUGUUGUUUUAUAGCUCCAAAUGUUUUUUUUAUUCUCAGUGUAGCAACUGUUUGAUUGAUUUCUGGGUACAGCUGUAUGAACACUUUCCUAUUUUAUACUGAAAUCACACAGGUUUGCGAUCUAAGUGCCAGAACCAUGGAGGAGACUCUGGCCUUAUCUGUAAGGACCUAAAUUUUUUAAGUACUGUGAACACUGAUGAAGUAGUUGUGGAGAGAUGAGAAGAAUACAUGCAGCAAAGGUGCUGUGAGCCCAGUUCCAACAGCUGUGUUCUGGUAAUUGUGCCAAACAGCAUGUGGGCUCUGGGCCUUGGCAGGUGCACAGACGGGCGGGCGUCACGUGUUCAGAGCUUGUCUCCACCUCACGGCUCUGUGCUCUUCCGUGUGCUGCGUUGUGGCCAUGAAGUGGGAGCUCUCCUUUCCGAAGGCAGAGCUUACUGUCAUGGCUCAGAUGUUCACUCUCAUCGUCACCCCAAACUUCCCUGAAUUGCAAUGAUUUCUGUUAUAUGGCACUUAGCAAGCCUACACCACUCUAUAGUAAAAACUCUACACUAAAAGUUUAAAGCCCAAAAUCUGAAGCAUUCAGCCUCUGCAAGUGUAGACUACUAGACUGUAUCUGGAGAGGCAUUUGGAAUACUUAAAAAGUCAAGUGCUGUGGCUUCAGUUCCCCCGGCUCCCCACCCCAACAUCCAUAUUUAACGUUGUCUGGAAGAGCCAUGGACACAUCAUUGUUUUCAGCAACCAGCUGCAGUGAAACUCCGUUUACAGCAACCCCAUAGUGUAAAACUGCAAUGCUUCAUUGUAAUGGGAUAUCGAAGUUCACUGAAGAAUUACUAGGUUGCCAUGUAGCUCACUUAUUUAAAAAAAAAAAAAAUCUCCCCCAUUUUCCUGGGAUUUGUUGUAAGGAGUUUUCACUGGCCUCACUCAGACCAAUUUCUGCUUCAAAAAGAACUGAAUGUGACCUGUUGCAUUCAGUUGUGGCAUCAAAUCCACAUCUAGUCAUUGCUUGAGGGGCCAAACUCUGUUCUCUCCCAUGCACGCUCUAUUUGGUGUUAAAAUGGAACCUUACGGUUGUGUUUUAAGUAUUCAUUGAAACCAGCUUCAGAAAACAAGAUGCCAUAAGAAAUUGAGAAUAACAUUUUUUCCUCCUUCAGGGUGGCUGUAAUUCCAGGUGGCCGUGAUUUCUUUCCUCCCCCUCCACCCACUCCUUCGCCAAACCCACGUAUUCAGUGUUCUGAUCUUGUUUGUGCAGAGUGAACUCUCUGAGGCAGCAUCAGUCUUGUCCUGGGAGCCGGGUCCUGCUGCUCAAGCCCAGAGCUGCCAGGGAGCUCCUGGCAGUAGCACGCUGUUUAGAAAGUUGGGUGGCUUCAUUCAGCAUGGAACGAGCUAAUGGCACAGGAGUCAUCAGGGCAGCUGUUAAUUCCAAAUAUUUGUCUGUUCCCAAGUAGCUACUGAAGUGCUCAUGCCAUCGGAAGAGUUUGUAUUUUCAUACCAAUUAGUAAACAUAAGAAUGUUGAGGAGCAGUCUUCUAAAAUUAGUCAAAGCCCAGUGUUAAUCUCCGGCAGAGAUAGGGUUUAUAUAUGUUCAGCCAAAUAGUAAAUGGAAUUUUUGGAGAAAUAAGAUAAGUACAAAGUUUCUAUACUUACUGUAAGUGGAUUUAGAGCGAUUUUGGUUUUGUAUUACAUAUGGCAGUCCUCUGAGUCUGGGAGCACCUUUUUGUUUGCCUCAAGACUACUCAUUAGUGCAUUGGCUUAGCUGCCUUUGCCUUCUCGUAGGCAUGGAUUGCCUGUGUCACAGGCUUUGUAGACCACAACACUCAAACACAGUUGCUGCACUCGGAUUUUCCUUUAAUAUCAAGUAUCAUUUGGUUAUCUUACUGGGACAUUUUUAUUGAUAUUCUCUACACUAAAGUUUUCACAUUUACCAUCAUUCCAUUUUGUACCAGUUAAAGGCAUUUUGAUGAUGCUUUUUCUUGAUGCUAAGAUCACUGCAGAAGAAUAACCUGACCUUUUCUUUGCAUUUGUUUUGAAUGUCUAACACCAUUAGCUUUUGUGACCUGGUUAAGAAGUAUUAGUGCCACAAGCCCGAAAAGACAGUUCUCAUGUGGCAGUGGUGAUAUGGCAUCCAGAGGGCCAGUGUUUCUACUUUUGUGGGACUUCAGUCAUGCUGAUAAUAGUAUCUUCUGUUUAUACAAUUCUGUAAUAUUUAUGUGUACAGUUAGUAUUCUAAUGAAGGAAUGAAGAGUCUGAACUAGAAGGUAGGUUUAAGCCAUCACCAGGCCUUUGCAAAUGGCCUAAAUGGUGUUCCCUUUGAAGUAACACUUGCCACAAGUAUAUAAUCUAUAUUAAUUGUGUUUUGCAUAAAAUUGCCAAAACACAGUAAUGUGUAUAUAGUGGUAUAAGAUCUUGAAAAUAAUCUCUAUAAUUGUGCUCUUUAUCUGUGAAUGGGAAAAGCCAUUUUUAGUAGGUGACUACCAUUUGAAAAACUAAAUUGGAUGUAUAUCUGAAUGUUGCAUUGUAUUGUACAGUAUGCAUAUUAUUGUUUGUGGUUGCAUAUGGCAAUGAAGUGUUUGUUUUAUAAAAAAAAAAAAAACCUGUUAUGUACAGUUGAAAUAAAUUUUGCAUUUGCUAGCCCGUGGCUUUUAAUAUUUGUUACAUGGGGGAGGGGAAUAGCAUAGUUUGCAGUUUAAUAUGAUUUGGCUCUUCUACCUGAACGGAGCAUCUUCCAAAGGCAGGCAGGUGAUAGAUAGAACCCUUCUGUCUGCCCUGAUAGAAAAGCUUGCACUCUCUUAAGUCAGCUGUGUUCUGGACGAGACAAAGUCACACCUUGUACGUGUCUUAUUUCAUCUCUUUCCCGUUUCUUAAGCUUUCAGUCACUGGCCGGUUUGUCUUCAGAAAGAAGCAUUAUUUUUUGUUUGUGUGCAUAAAUGGGAAAAAGCACAACUUCAAAAUUGUUUUAUUUAGACUAAGGCCAGUUUUAAAUUUUUGUUUUAUAAAGUGCUUGUCCAGCUAAGAAGAGAGUAAUGAAGCAAAAUAAAGGGAAAGGAAACGAAGCACCUGGUGGCAGGUAUAGUGUUAGGACGAGGUGCAGACAGUAAGCGCAGAACACUCUGUCAGCACAAGAUGGGAGUUUUCCUGAGAAAAGGAAAUUAGACCCUGAGAGCCAUAAAUAACAAAAUGGCCUGGAUGACUUUUGGAGAGAUCUUACUAAGUCGUUUUUCUUUAAGUGUAGUUGUAGUGUGCUCCACGGUGGAUGUUACUCGAUUUUCAGUUGAUUAGAGAUGCAGAUUUUAGAAAAGGUAAUGAAUUUAAGAAGAGGAAUUAUCCUGCCCAUGUCCUAGAUCACUGGUCAGAUAGACAGAUGUUCUUUUCCGAUGAACUUACCCUGUUUCUAGGCGUUUGAUACAGGCAGGCCUGCACACGCAUGCAUGCACACCACGCCGGUGUCUGGACUGGACAGUUGCGCUGCAUUACUCCUGAAGCAGUUAGUUGUGUGUCGUCAGAUAAGCCCCCAGAAUGGUGUCUAACAGCCAAGCAUGGCAGUCGCGAGCCGGCACUCGGGGCCCCAGGGGUUGGUUGAUCACCACUGUGUUGCUGCUGUGGCAAGUCGUCUCGUCUAUGAAAUGGAAAUACUGGAUUAGAUCUGUGUUUCUUAAACGAAGCUCCAUAGUUGUCUGCAGAUGUGUGACUGGGGUGGGGGAGGGUCAGUGUUCUCAGACAUCCCUAAAAUGUUAAGUUUUGUGCUCAUGUUAACACACACGUGGACCAGGCUUCCCUGGAUCACACCUCUUAGUGAGUGUUGCUGUGGGGUCCCAGUGCCUUCUGGGGUCUCCAGUCAUGUGGCGCACAGCAGCCCCUAAGAGUGGAAUGGUUGCUGCAGAAUUUUUCAGCCCGGGGCGGGCAGACACCGAGCAUCUACAGGCACAUUCUUGGGUCCUCGAGUUUGAGAAGUGCUGGAUUGGUGUUAAGUAUAAAUUAUUUCAUUAUAUUCAUGUUUGUCUUAUUCCUACCUCCAUAUGGAAAUAACCAACCAGCUGUUCUGUGUAUGUGGUUAUAGAAACAGACAGAUUAUAAGCUGAUCUAGCACUUCUCAAAAUGUUAGCCACAAAACCACAAGAUGUUAAUAAUGAUGUUUAAAAGAAAAAAAGUUCACUCAAAUGCAUUUCAGAAAUGCUGAAUUAAAGUUAAGCGAGUGUUUUUAUGGCAGACUUCAUCAAAGCCUGUAUUGUGCUAAGGGUGCACUGUGAAUCUCCAAGAAGUAUAGCCCACAACGUUUCCCGAAAUGAUGUGUUGUGGAACCCCUCUCAUUUCCCAGAAACAAAAAAGUUUGGGAAACACAGAUCUUGACUGUGCUAGAACCAUCAUGAAUGUGUUCAUCUAUGUCUGAGCCUCUGUUACGGAUUUUAAAUAAAAUGAGAGAACAUUAUCUGAUAAUUCUGCUGUUAAAUUGUUUUUCCAACCUAGGUAACUCAGGGAAAAAAUGUGCUACGAUGCCGCUAAAAACACUUCAAUAAUUUCUGAGAUAACUUAUUAUAUCUGCUUUCUAAAACAUUGUUCUUUAAAGAAAUAGUCAACUUACAUAAACCUGGCCAGAGAACAUUCCUUUGUUGUUUUUUGAAAGGCAGUAAAAAUUUUUCAAUCAUUUUAGAAAAACUGUAUAUUGAAAACUAGGCAGAUUAUUAGAAUUGCAUGAUUUCUAGGCGUGUUAAUAAUCCUCAUUUACAAGCUGCCUAGUUUGCCAUCAGAUCCAUAAAUGGCAUUUUUCACAUUAGUGCAUUUCAGGAAUCAAGCAGUACAUCCUGUCUGUGAUACGUUUUCCAGCUUACAUUUGUGUAUCACUAAAUCCUUCUCACAUGCUUUAAGUGUAGCUGUAGAAAUAAGACCUGUGCCAUGCAUAUACAGUAAUUGUACCAGUUCUUACAGGCUUAGUUCCUCAAAUUAUGCUACAUAAUGGAAAGACUUUUACCUUUAUGGGUUCAUCUGUUAAAAGAUAUUUACAAAAUACAAUAUUUAAAUCCUCAGAACAGCUCUAGAGAAGCAGAUUUGUUGUGCUUUGUAAGUAAUGAAAUUGAGACUCAGUGCUUAAGUGAUGUGCGCAGGUGAACUUAAAAGACUCACCACUAGGGGCGUCCCAGCUCUGGCUGGAGGCAGUGGACACGUGGCUCAUGGCCUCACAACUCCUGUAAAGUCGACCCUGUGUCUGACCCAUUUCUUUACAAAGUUGACAUUGUUUGUGAUCCUAUUUCAUGUCAUUCGAAAAUGUUAAUGCUGGAAAGAGAUGAUGUAAACAGGUUGUCUAGGAAGCUAGAAGAGACAAAAAUAAUUGAAAUCCAGAAUUUAAUCUGCCUGAUCCGCAGUUACAUGACUUUUUCCUGUGUGUCUCAUUAGCAAAUCCAUUUGAAGAAAUGUGUUGCAAACAACGUGAGACACACAAGUAAUACUUUUGUGAAUCUGACUCUGAAACAGUCAUCACUGUCUGGGCUCAGAGCAGGACAGCUGGAUAACGGGCGGGAACAUCAGUUGACUGAAAUGUGGGAUCUUAUCAGUGGACUUCUCUUUGCAGGGAAGAGUAAGUGGAGCCAUUGGAUUUCUUCACAUGUGGUAUAAAUAUCGGAAUCUUUAUGAGUAUUCUGGAUUUUCUUUCAUUAUUUUCUCUCUUUUAUUUUCCAUGAAAUUCUUUUUCUAUAUCUUUUGGGCAAAUAGCACAUGAAUUAACGUUUUCUGGUAGGAACAAGGGUACCCUUUGCGUUUGUAUGAGAAACACUGGCAGCUUCUCCCCCUGGCUAGCACCGCACGCUCUGCUGUAAUGUCCCUCACACAUCAGUUUCCUUCCUAAGCAGUAUCUUCCUGUGUGGCCCACGUGUCUUCUCAGCAGCAUUACCUGUUAGCCAGGAAGGGCCCACCACCCUCAGGGUCCUCUCCUGUGGCCUCUUGGAGCACAGGCACCUGGAGUGGCAGGAGUCCUUGCAGCCCAAAGGGCCGUCUCCGCCCUUGUCUCCUGGACCUGUGGAGAUUCCUAGGGCUGAUACUACCAGCCUAAUGUUUUUAAAAACGCCUUUCUGAAAUCAUAUCUUGCAGUCCUGUCUGAAUCUUCUGUCUGAAAAGUUAUUCCCGAGACAUAGGUCACUGUGUGUGCAGGUGGGUGGACUGUGACCCAGGGGACGCCUGUGAAGAGCUGGGCCCCUGCUCCUUCCCUCCCUGACAGGGUCAGGUCUGCUGCUGCCAGCUGGUAGCACAGUGGAGGCACAACAGCAUUGAGGGAGAGGGAUGGUCGCCCACUUUAACACAGACACAGGCGUGCCAGCCAUGGCUUGUGACUGCAUUUUAAGUGCUGCAUUUGAUCCUAAGAUCCUGCAGUUAUCCUCAGUUCCCAGUAUCGGUGUGGCGAGUGUCACCUGAAGCUCGUGCCAGGUGACAGAGUGGCACUUGGUUGCUUUCCCCAGGACUUAAUCUUAUGCCUGAGGGGAUGAAGGAGCAGUGUCUUGAUUUUGUUCAGUCCCUGAAUUUCCAGUUUCCCAGGGGUGCCAUUCUGAGGGGGUGGAGCAGGUUUUACACACGCACGAGGGGCAGCACCUGGCCAGUGGCCUCCAGUCCUGGUUCCUGUUGCAGGCUGCUGUGGAGAUAGCGGCGGUGCCCUCGCGUGUCAGGAACGUCUUAGGAGCCAUCUUAAGCUUUGGCAUCAUCCUUAAUCUUGUUCGCUCAGAGGAGCCUAAGCGUGUGGUAAAAUGCAGGUGAAGCCAUUAUUUAAAAUCCCAUCUUCAUAAAACAUUCGUAUGUAUCGAGCUUUCCUGUGACAGUGACGCUGCGUAGCACUGACACGCUUUUAGGAACACACAAAAGGCGAGCCAGAAGAAAGACCCAGCAAGCGCAAGCACCGUGUCCAUAGUUAGCAUGUCUCAAACACGCGUGUCCCUUCACGGAGAAAUGUUUAUCGCAGUACCGCUUACAGGCGUUUGUGUUCUGUGAUAGAGUAUAGCCUUCUGAUUUGCAUCUGGUAUAAUUUUCAAAAAUAUAAAUGAUACACGUUAUACUGUAUGACCUUCAAGAAAAUAUUUUCUUGAAGAAAAGAUUUUCUCCCUGCAUCAUUAAAUACAAUUUGAUUCUUUUCCUCACCUUUUAAAAUGAGUAUUUUGAUUUCCUGAUUUCUAAAGUACGUAUUUUGCAACAUUUAUUGAGGGCCUGUCCCAUAUAAACUCUUGUGCAGGUGUUGGUUAAAUGACACAAAUGUUCCUCUGACAUUGUGAGCAGUUUGCUUUCAUUUAGAAAAAUGUUUAUUUUAUAUUUUAGGAAAUAUAAAGUUUUCAUAAAGGACCAAAUGUUAUUUUUUCUAAACCAUGUGCUAUGAUGCUGUAAUAUCUUGAUUAUUAAAUGUUGCUGUAGAGUAAAAUGUUUGUAUUGCCAGA